UAAUAUUUCUUUUGUUUGCCAAGAGUGGUUGAGAAUUGAUUACAAUUUUUUGUGGAGCUUCUUUGCAUACUUCAAAAUUGUUUAUAUUGGUUCACUGUCAAGAUUAGGUAGAUGCGUUAGCAAUUAUCUUUAACUGAUUACAAAGCUAUCAAGGUGUUAAAGAUUUAUGCAAAAAAUAGAUGUUGUGAUCAAGCACACCCUCACUGUAUAACUACCUACAUGAAUGCUGCUGAACGACAGUUAGUUAAGACGAACUCCACUUCAAACGCUUUUCUCAGCGCUGCCUAAAACCAUAACAGUUCCACACUUAUUUGCCGCCUACUUCAGACAUCAAAUCGAAAAUGGCACCAGCCAGCUCCGAACUGCGCUUGCCAAAGCCAUCCGACUUUGAGGGCAGCGUGCAUCACACCUCCGCGCACGACGAUUACACCUCAGCGCAAGCACAACUGAAUCAAAUUUAUGCUGGCGCAAUUUCGGGCGCUUUAACACGUACAAUCACGCAGCCAUUCGACGUCUUGAAGAUACGCUUCCAGCUGCAGGUCGAACCGCUCUCCAAGCACAAGCAAGGCAAGUACACCUCACUGUGGCAGGCCAGCAAAUUGAUCUAUCACGAGGAGGGUUUGCGUGGUCUCUUCAAAGGACACAAUGCUGGGCAAUUUAUGAGCGUAGUGUACAGUGUCGGACAAUUUUGGUCGUACGAACAGAUACGCGCCAUAAUGCGUGACUCACCCUUCAUGUCGACGCACAUGAACACGAUGAACUUUUUAGCUGGCGGUUUUGCCGGUUGCGUGGCGACCAUUUUCUCCAUUCCCUUCGAUGUGAUACGCACACGCAUCGUGGCACAAGAUCCCGGACAGGGCUAUCGCAGCAUGUUCCACGCUGUGCCGAUGAUUUGGCGCACCGAAGGCAUACGCGGCUACUUUCGCGGCCUACAGCCGACGCUGGUGCAGAUUGUGCCAUUGGUCGGUUUCAACUUUAUGUUCUAUAAGAAGUUCAAUGAAAUGCUGGUGCGUACACCGUUGGCGCGCAACGAAUUGCUGCCCACCUGGGUGUUGCUAUGCACCGGCGGUGCGGCUGGUGUCGCCUCCAAGGCGGUCGUCUAUCCGCUAGACUUCGUUAAGAAGCGCUUGCAGGUGCAGGGCUUCGAACAGCAUCGCACGAAAUUCGGACGCACGCAACGCUGUAGAGGCGUUUUCCAUUGCAUCGAAUUGACGAUGAAAGAUGAGGGUGUACGCGGCUUCUACAAGGGCAUGUAUCCGACGCUGAUCAAAUCCGGUCUCAUGACCGCCUUCUACUUCACCAUCUAUGACAGGUGCAAAUUAAUACUCUACCAUUACUAUCACCUCGGUGAGGGACGCACUCCACCGGCCCAAUCGUAAGGUACGCAUGCAGGCUUUGUAGGAGGAAAAAAGGCGUAAAAAGUGAACAUUUUUAACUCGUGGAUUGUAUCGGCUCGACUGAGGUGUGCAUUUCUGGGCUUUGUCUGGGCGCACCUUUACUUAUAUUUACCUCAUUAUAUACUCUAAGAGCGUAGCAUAUAGAUUGUGAUAGCGUUUAAGAGACAAAAAUAUCACUGCUUAUAGUAAAUACUACUUACUCGCUUACUUAUUUGCAUACUAAAAUACUUAUACUAGAGUUCUAGAGAUAUCGUUUUGAAAACACUCGAAAGCACUAAAUUGAAUUGUGUAGACAUACAUUAAGCAUUAAGCUAAAACUAACUAUUUACCCCUUAUCUCUUUCUCACUCUCUCUUUCUCUUUCUAUAUUCCUAAUAUUACUUGUACUACUCGCAUUAUGUAGUUUGAUUUCGCGGACAAAAAGAUGCCCACCAAUAUGUCGUUUAGCACAUAUUUGUAAGCUGAAAAUUACUUUGCUUGAACUGUAUUUAACGCAAACGCAGUUGUUGUAAUUUAUGCCCAAUGCUUUUCCAUUUAAACACGCUUAACAAUAGGAUCUGCUAAAUGAUCAUCAAAGAUCUUGAGUAAGAAGUGGAAGAAUUCAAUGUGCUUACAACGCAUUUCCCUACAUUCGCAUGCGAGUUCAUCCUCACAUUGCUCAGCUUAAGCUUCGAUAGUUAAUUAUAAUAAUAUAUUUUUUUAAUUCGUAUAUUAUUUUAUUUAUUAAAGGAGACAAGUAAUUAAGCGAAUUAUAUUUAAGACGAUUUAAUCUGUCUAAGAUUUCACAAUAAAUGCUUGCUGACUGUUUGGUAA
Molecule: messenger RNA, 2209 nt
Organism: Bactrocera tryoni
Lineage: Eukaryota; Metazoa; Arthropoda; Insecta; Diptera; Tephritidae
Product: mitochondrial thiamine pyrophosphate carrier-like
Exons: 3
Coding region: 342-1379 (345 amino acids)
Biological process (GO): thiamine pyrophosphate transmembrane transport
Cellular component (GO): mitochondrial inner membrane
Molecular function (GO): thiamine transmembrane transporter activity
Source: RefSeq, a predicted model, not a curated record